Messenger RNA from Manacus vitellinus (golden-collared manakin), 583 nucleotides. Its product is annotated as protein unc-13 homolog A-like. The transcript has 3 exons. The record is from RefSeq and is a predicted model, not a curated record. Gene Ontology annotation, cellular component: terminal bouton; presynaptic membrane; synaptic vesicle membrane. Gene Ontology annotation, molecular function: diacylglycerol binding; calmodulin binding; syntaxin-1 binding. The annotation marks the transcript as partial. Gene Ontology annotation, biological process: synaptic vesicle priming; neuromuscular junction development; presynaptic dense core vesicle exocytosis. NCBI's taxonomy places the organism in Eukaryota, Metazoa, Chordata, Aves, Passeriformes, Pipridae.
GCUCUGGUGUGGAGGACCCCGUUGGGGAGGUGUCGAUCCACGUGGAGCUCAUCACCCACCCUGGCACUGGCGAGCACAAAGUCACCGUCAAAGUGGUGGCUGCAAAUGACCUCAAGUGGCAGACGUCGGGCAUCUUCCGGCCCUUCAUCGAGGUCAACAUCAUCGGGCCCCACCUCAGCGACAAGAAGAGGAAAUUCGCCACCAAAUCCAAGAACAACAGUUGGGCCCCCAAGUACAACGAGAGCUUCCAGUUCACGCUGGGCACGGAGACAGGCCCGGAGUGCUACGAGCUGCAGGUGUGUGUGAAGGAUUACUGCUUCGCCCGCGAGGACCGCACGGUGGGCAUCGCCGUGCUGCAGCUGCGGGACAUCCUGCAGCGCCCCGGCUGUGCCUGCUGGCUGCCCCUGGGCCGCCGCAUCCACAUGGACGACACCGGGCUCACCGUGCUCCGCAUCCUGUCCCAGCGCAACAACGACGACGUGGCCAAGGAGUUCGUCAAGCUCAAGUCGGACACGCGCUCGGCCGAGGAGGGCAGCAGUUAAACUCCUCUUGCCCCCCCUGCCCGGUCCUCGUCCCCCCCCUC